AUGAAGACCUCUGCCUCCAAUAUGUCAGCACAUAUGGAUAUCAAAAGUCGGGACCGGGAGUAUACCCAAAUGCAAAUGACCAACUCUACACCUUUGUAUUUUGCAACAGACUCAAGGGUUCACAAUAUAGAAUGCGUGAAAGCGCUUGUACCAAUUGCCAAUUCCACCAUCAUAGAACAAAUGGAGGAAGCUAUUGACAAGUACACAGUUGUACAACUAUCAAGAAAAGCCUUCUUUGUAAUUUGGGCAGUCCCCCCUAAAGGUGGUGUCCAAUGUCCAGCAGGUUUCAAAGGACGACCAAAGUUUUGGACUGCUCACAAGUUGGAAGUUGAAACAUGCACAGGCGACAGAUCCAGGGUAGUGCUUAUCUGUUCUUGCGGUUUUGGACAUCAGUAUGGUAUUCCCUGUAGGCACUUGUUAGCCGUGGAAGGGAAGUACGACAUCAACGAUUUUGCUUGUUGCUGGAGGUCAGAUUAUGUCUUCUAUGCAUACAAAGAGGGACAUGAGGCCAUCACCCAAAGUUUUGAUGAGCUGCAAAAGAGGGAACAUUUUGGGAUAGUGGUGAAGACGCUAUCUUUGUUGGACAAUAUCUUAAGCACAGACCGAACUACUAUCUUUCCCUCUGUAUUUACAAAGGCAACAUGUUGCAAAUCAUAG
Molecule: messenger RNA, 657 nt
Organism: Cylindrotheca closterium
Lineage: Eukaryota; Bacillariophyta; Bacillariophyceae; Bacillariales; Bacillariaceae
Source: the annotation of a GenBank genome assembly